Messenger RNA from Neltuma alba, 1117 nucleotides. Its product is annotated as ubiquitin thioesterase OTU1-like. Gene Ontology annotation, cellular component: cytosol; nucleus. Bases 262 to 888 code for a protein of 208 amino acids. The transcript has 10 exons. NCBI's taxonomy places the organism in Eukaryota, Viridiplantae, Streptophyta, Magnoliopsida, Fabales, Fabaceae. Gene Ontology annotation, biological process: ERAD pathway; protein deubiquitination; endoplasmic reticulum unfolded protein response. The record is from RefSeq and is a predicted model, not a curated record. Gene Ontology annotation, molecular function: cysteine-type deubiquitinase activity.
CAUUAACUGUGACGCAUAUCAAAACGCAGACAGAUAACCAGAUGGCAUAAGCCUUUCCAUUUUCAAUCACCAUCCUUCUUCAUACCCACUACCCCCUAUUCGGUACUUUUUGUAGAGUUUUAGCCUUUAGCAAUCUUCUUCCGAAGCUUUGGAACACAGCAAAAGGACUCUGCACUUGGUUAUAUAUCGUAAUUCUUGCAUUGGGGCUGGUUUUCCCGGCUAAAUUCUGCUCCAUCUUCUCCUUAAUUGCUUGGCUAGAUCAUGGAGGGUAUUAUUGUGAGAAGAGUAAUUCCCUCGGAUAAUAGUUGCCUCUUCAAUGCAAUAGGGUAUGUUAUGGAUCAUGAUAAAACUAAAGCUUCUGAGUUGAGACAGGUUAUAGCUGCAACAGUAGCAAGUGAUCCAGGGAAAUAUUCUGAAGCAUUUCUUGGAAAGCCAAAUGCAGACUAUUGUGCCUGGAUCCUUGACUCAGAGAAGUGGGGAGGUGCCAUUGAGCUCUCAAUAUUAGCAGAUUAUUAUGGACGUGAAAUUGCAGCAUAUGAUAUUCAAACGACACGAUGCGAUGUGUAUGGUCAGGAGAGAAAAUAUUCUGAAAGGGUCAUGCUGAUUUAUGAUGGUCUCCAUUACGAUGCAUUAGCUAUGUCUCCCUUUGAGGGUGCCCCUGAGGAGUUUGAUCAGACCAUAUUCGCUGUACAGAAAGACAGAAGCAUUGGACCUGUUGAGAGGCUUGCUCUUGAUUUUGUUAAGGACCAACAAAGGAAACGAAGCUAUACCGACACGGCCAGCUUCACACUCCGCUGCGGGAUAUGCCAAAUUGGCGUAGUUGGUCAGAAGGAGGCAGUGGAGCAUGCACAAGCAACUGGUCAUGUUAACUUUCAAGAGUAUAGAUGAUGAUGAAGAAGAUGAUGUAUAAUAGUUGCUCUUGUGGGAUACAAAUUCACAGAUAAUGACCUCACUUGAUUUGGCCUCUUCAUGUACUGUUGUAACUUAUGAAUGUGCAGUACCUGACUCGCCGCCAUAUUACUCUUUCCUGCAAACGUGUUAUUCAGAGCUCAUUGAAUUACAAAAUAAUGUGUUUUCCUCAUCCAAGGGGGAAAAGGUUGAAUUUGUGUGCGCUUUA